Messenger RNA from Paraglomus brasilianum, 819 nucleotides. The record is from the annotation of a GenBank genome assembly. NCBI's taxonomy places the organism in Eukaryota, Fungi, Glomeromycota, Glomeromycetes, Paraglomerales, Paraglomeraceae.
AUGAAUUCAGACAAGACGCUGUUGGCCGUUUUUAAACAAUUGUGGUCGUGUGGACUGGCAUUUCUGUAUAAUGUUCCCACCAAAGAUCAAGAGAUUGCAAAAAUAGUGGCACGAAUUUGGAUCUUUGAAGAACACAUUCUACGGUCCUACAUGGCCGUGCCCGGUGCCAAGAAUAUUGCUUAUACGAAUCUGGAGUUUGUCGAAGAUUUACACAACAAUACAUUAACAGUGAGCUAUGCUCCGCCAUUUCAAGGGCCCAUCCUUGAACACGUCUUUGCGUCUGGCAGUUAUACCAAUACAACCCGCAACUACUCCCCCUCGGGCAGGCCAAGGUGUGGUCGUGAACGGAAAGCCGAAAGUCCCGAAGAGAGAGAGACCCGUGCGAGAGAAAUGUUGGCUGACCUUGAAGAACAGAAUACGGCUCUGAAAAAAGAGAAUACUGCUCUGAGGGAAAGACAUGCUGAGCUUACGGCUCACAGAGAAGAAAAUGAGCGCCUGGCAAAACGCUCGCAGAACGUACUCCCAUCACCCGAGAUGAUUAUACACCCGCUUGACGGUGUUCGCGGAUCAGCAGUAUCCGUCGUAACCUUGGAACACAGUCCUCUUGCAUCUGGUAAUGGUAAGGAUACAGUCAAUAUCCGUACCCACCCUAACAAGUCAUUACCCGGCCCUUUGAACCAUUCAUGCAAGUCCCUGCAGCGGACCCAAACAGACUUGGAACCAAAUUCUGAUGAUUUGCUUGAUUAUAUUGACCUUGACUACUGGGCAAGUGAUAUGUUAUCUAUGCUUGGGCAAGAUCAAAAAGAUGGAAUUUGCUGA